Messenger RNA from Yarrowia lipolytica CLIB122, 351 nucleotides. RefSeq lists its product as uncharacterized. NCBI's taxonomy places the organism in Eukaryota, Fungi, Ascomycota, Dipodascomycetes, Dipodascales. The record is from RefSeq and is a predicted model, not a curated record.
AUGGACUGGAAACUGCAGAUCCAGCAGCUCGCGAGCCGACUAGUCAAGUGGGUGACCAACACCCAGCCCGUGAUUCCCAAAAACGUUACCCAAAGAACGAUAGAUACCCAAACCGAUACCAACACGUCCACCACUACCAAUGCUUCUGAGACCAACAUACCAAAUGCUCCCGAGGCGGCCGAGGACGAAACCGAGUCCAGACCCCAGUCGUAUGGUUCUGUGUCAACCCAAGACUCGUAUCCAGUGAUUCCGCUCGUGCGACACUCGACUACAAGAGAACAUGUUGUUUCACGAGUGGUUUUGGUCGGCGCAGAGGAGUUGUUUGAUGAGGGGGUUGAGAGAGUUGUGUGA